This is a messenger RNA of Ahaetulla prasina, 5719 nucleotides long. RefSeq lists its product as uncharacterized. The coding region runs from base 1824 to 3206 and encodes 460 amino acids. Lineage: Eukaryota; Metazoa; Chordata; Lepidosauria; Squamata; Colubridae. The record is from RefSeq and is a predicted model, not a curated record. The transcript is spliced from 6 exons.
AAAGAAAAAGUGCGGCAAGUCGCCGAGGCCGUUUCUUGUCUUCUCUGGUGCGGCCUAGACUGCUCUGCAGGGGUGUAGCGGAAGAGCGGCCCCCGCCGCCGCCAUCGCUGCUCGGAGUCAGCUGGAAAAAGAGCGAGGAGGGACCAGACGAGAGAGAUUGGAAUCAACUCUGCAAUCAAAUCACAUUGGCUGGUUUGGAAAGUUAAGUCAUUUUUAAAAACUAGUUUAUUUGAAACAGGAGUAAAGUUGGUCUUUUUUCAAUGUUGCUUGUGUAACUGUUCCUAGUCUUUCCUAAGCAUUGUUUAGAAUACAGAUAAUCCUCAUUUUACAACUUUUCUCGCCACACUGUUACUACUACUACUACUACUACUACUACUACUACUACUACUACUACGGCUUCUUCUCCUUCUCCUCUUUCUUCCUCCUCCUCAUCUGUCAUCAGAUGUUGACAAUCUAUUUUUGUCAACAGCGGCACAAAAAAGUGCUGCUGAGUUUUGUCCAAACCAGUUCCUUACAUUUUGAAGCCUUGGUGUUCUUCUUCUGUCUGGAUCUCGUUUGCCUUCAAUUUUUCCCUGGAGGAUUAAGUGAAGUAUGUCAUAUUUUUCCAGGUGUCGCAUCACAUGUCCAAAAUAUUCUAUCUUUCCCUUUUUUAUGGUUUUGAUGAUUUCCCUUGGCUUUCCCAGGCGGCUUUCCCAGUGAAUCAUUGCAAUUCUUAAAUUAGUAACACAGUUGUUAGGUGAAUCUGAUUUCCUCCUUGACUUUCUUUGUUAGAAGAUCGCAAAGGGAGAUCACAUGACUACAGGACAUUGCAACCGUCACAAAUGUACUAUAUUGUCCACCAGUUGUGAUUCAGAGGAUUGAUUUGAACCUUCAGAAUAUUCAACUUGGAAUCUAAUUUGAAGCUCCAAAGGACCCAGUGUCUUUCUUUCGGGAUCAUCUGGAAUAGUGCGGCUUUGCGAGAAAAGAAGAGCCCCUCCCCUCAUGCAUUUUGAGAGAGAGAUGGGCCAGGUGCUCCCAGAGUUCCAGGUCUGGGUUCCAGAUAACAACAAAAAAGCCAAACAAGUUGGAGGUUCUGCAACAAUCUUCAGCCCAGAUCUUCUAGGCAUCAUGCUGGUACUUAGCUAAGGAGCUGGCUAGGUGUCAUCGCUAUUCCUUCUGGCCUGGUCAUCUGUCUCACCUUUUAAACCUGUUUUCGUUGUAACUUCCAGAGGAGUUUUACUUUUAGAUAUUCCUGACUGUAACUCAGGCACACAUUAACCUAUUGUAGGAUAAAACCCUUUGGUAAUACCAUAUUGAAAAUUAGAGAGAUUACUAAUAAUCAACAUUAGGAGGAUUAUAUCAUGUUAAGGCUUGCUUUGAUCAUUUGAAGACAAUGGACAGUGAAAAACCGAAAAAAUAGUAUUUUCAGCAAUGCAGCUUGUGUGCCAAAUGGGCUUGAGCUGUUACUGCAGUCACAGCUUGCUUGGAGAAAAGCCCACUAGAACUUUUAAAAUGCAAAAAUAAGCACAGCAGGAGUGGUUUGCAGCAGAAAUUGGUCUAGCAGUUGGCUUGUCUUUACAUUUGCUAUUGUACUUGACAAAUAAGGAAUUUGUUUUUGACCUAGUCUCAUACCCAAAUUCUGUGUUUAAAAAAUACUAUUUAUAUAAUCAUUGAAAUUGGGGGUUAGCAAAUAUAUUUUCAGAAAUUGCCUUUUCAUUUGAAGGUGUUCGAUGAGCUAAUUUAUGCAUGGCAUGAGCUUCCUUGAAAAUGUUGUCCUGACGGGAUAGAAAAACAAACACAAAUUGUUUUAAAAGUUUGCUGCUAGGAGUAUUUAAAUCACAAAAAUGCAACCUUCUUUUAAUCUAUCAGGCCUAGCAGCAUUUCUUCCUGUAAGAUGUAGUCAGUGGAGUAAAGUUGUUACCCAGGCUGCUGGUGCUUUCAUGACUCGUGGGAUUCUAUCGAUUGUUAUUGAAAAAAAACUCCACGAGGAAAGAGUGUUUCAGAACGAUUCUCGUGAAGCUGCUAUUGCCAGUUUGAGCGUCAUUGGAUCCCAUCUUCAAAUUGCCCCACAAUUUUGUUUCAGUGAUUUGGAUUUGGAAAAAUUGGUUAGAUCGAUAUUUGCCAAGCCACUUGACCCAGCCAUCUUAAGAAAUGAUGCUCAGUUUGAACAAAAUUCAUUCAUAUUUGGUCCAGAUGCAGCCCUGAUUGUGCCUAAUGCUCAGGGCAAUUUUGUUUUCAAUGCUGAACGAUUUGAUGCUUGGAUGGGACAAGUUUUUGAUGCCAACAAUCCUGUGCGUUCCCAAAACAAUUGUCCUCAGGGUGCACCUGCGGCGGCUAAACCUGCACCUGUAGCCGGGGAAAUUCAUCCUUGGUUGUUCGGAGGGCUUCUUAAUGUGAACCUUGCUGAUGGAACUGACAAUACAGCUAUUCUUCAAGACAAUCCUCUGUGGUCUUUUGAACUAGUAGCUCGGGUUAUGGUAAUGUCACCCCAAGGAAACCGAUUUAGAGAAAAAAUCUUAGCAAAUUUGACCACAGCUGUAUUAAUAGUAACCUGUGCGGGAAGUAUUAGUCCAGCUAGACUGAACAAAAUUCUUAGACAAAUCCGUCAAGAGACAGGAUCUCUGGAUAUUGAAGUAGAUCAAGAUACUGUGAUUAAGGGUUUCUAUUUUCUUCGUGCCAUUUGGGAUAGGCAGACCACUGGACAAAAGUUUGAAGAGAUGUUUACUAAUCUUAAAGCAGAAGUUACUAAAACUUCAUUGAUACUUGGGACUAUGGUUGAACAAACAAGAAACAAAAUGUUGACUGGAAUAGUAACUGUUAUUCAAGCAAUUAGAACAUAUGAAGAUUUUCCCUGGGCAGAGUUAAAUGAACGUAUAAAAGGAGUUACUGGAAAAGACGAGAUGGCAGCAGCAGCUGCAUUUGGAGAUACUGUUAAUAAUUGCCAUUGGAUUGGAUGGACUUAUAUUUUUCAGACUGCCCAGCCAGGACAUACAAAUAAGCAAUUUCCAAACAUUCUUUACACUGCUAUUCGCCUUCAAAUUUUGGCAGGAGGAGUUCAGUCUCUUAAACAAUAUGAAGGAUUGAAAAAUAUGAUAUCAGAAAGGUAUAUGAUUGAUGCCUGGGUUGCUCAAUAUGUUCAGAAUCGCCAGAUUGGUGUUAAUUAUUCUGUUCAGCAAGGUGCAGCAUCCAGUGUGGUUGAUCAUAUGAGGCAACUUGACUUGAAUUGAACAUGUUCUCGUGGAAUGCUGUUUACAGAGGGAUAGCCUGUUGCAUGUAAAUCCUGAAAAACUUUGUGCCUAAGGUGGCAGUAGAAUUCACCAUCUCCUUGUUUUUAGCCUACUGCCUUUAGGGACUAAACCAAACUGAUUCUUGUUAAAAUUACUAGCAUCUUGGAUCUAAAUGUCAGAGUAUCAUUUUUCAGACAAGCUGAACUCUUCGGGACUUCUAUGGAAUAUGAAAAGCCUACUUUUUAAUGGGCAGAGAAUAGAAGUGAUUUGCUAUGGCCUUCUUGGAUGAUUCUCCAGUCCCAGAUAGUCCACCAUCCUUGCUAAUCCUGACUGUUUGGCUUUCUAGAUGAGCCAAGACAAAAACAUUGAACAUAUAUUUAGAGAUACGAUAUCCAAAAGCGUUGUCCAAAAUGUACUUAUUUAUUAAAUUUGUGUCCCACUCAUCUCCUUUUCCAUAGCAACUUUGAGUGGCUUACAAUAUCAUAAAUUCAUAAAGUAAUAGGACAUUGAUAAGAAACUGUACACCAAUAUGAUGGAAUCUCCUCUAUCCCUCCAGAAGCUUUCUCCAGCAUGGAGUGCCCCCAUUGGAGCCCCAAGCCAACUGGCAGAGGCAAGUUUUAAGGCUCUUGAGUAAGGCCAAAGAGUGGGGGUAGAUCUCACAUCCAGAAUCCUCCAAAGGAUUGGGGCCACAACAGAAAAGGUUCUACUAGACCCCAACAGCUGAAAUUCCUUGACCAGUCUUCACAAUACUGAAAUCUAUGGUUUUAGAGAAAUUUAAUUGUUCAAACUGCUUUCACUAUCUUGAAAUGAGCUUAUCUGCUAGAAUAACAAGCACCUGAAAUUUAUAAUGACAAAUUAUAAUAAUGCUUUGGAAAAUCAAAAUGGCUUCCUCUAAUAAGUCUCUAAAAUCACUUCUGUUUAAAAGCAAAUCUGAAACUGGCUGAUGUUGAAGCUGGACAAUAACAUUUAAUUUUUAAAUGUUCAGCUCAAGACAUUUAAAGUUCCACAAUUUAUGUUUUAGUAAACAGUUGUGCAAUCUCAAGAUGAUGUCCAAAGCAGGAAACAACAGUUGGAUUCCAUUUGCAGUCUGAGGAAUUGGAAUCUGAUCUGUUGCCAUUAGACAUGAAGAAGUGAAUGUAUGGUUUGAAAAAUAUAGAUCUGCCAGAAAAGAUUGAAAAGAAUAUGAAUAUAAGAAAUUCUGGGACAAUGGAUAUAAUGAAGGAUGGAAUGUUGGCAAGAGGAAUGUUGUGUUCUCAAAGAGAAUUAUUCAACAACAUAUGUUGCAAAGAUACUUACAAUAGAGUCUUAUGAACUUUGGAAAUGAAAUGCAAUUUUUGGGAAAGUUCCCAAUUAAAAACCUAAUGAAAGGUUUUCAUCAAGGUUUUAAGAAACUAAAGGAGGGUAUUUGACCAAAUACCUUGGUAUUUGACUCAGAGAUAAUGAUUGGGGUGAUUCGUGGUAAAUAAGAAACCGUGUAGAUGUUCUACAAGUAAAUUACAAUAACAGACUGAUAACACAAUGCUUUGAGCUCCAACUUUGCUGUUAUUUGACCUGUUAGCUAGUGUUUCCUUCAUAUUCGUAAUGUUUGACAGGUCAUUUGGGUUGCAAAUAGAUGUAUAAGCUUAUAAAUUUAGGCCUCCUUUGCAAUAGGAGGAAGGUAUUGUUACAAUAGAUUUGUCAAUGUUCAGCUGGGGAGAUUAUUACUGUUUUUGUCCUUUUUUAUUCACAUUUUUAAUGUUUUUGUGUAGAUUUGUCUGUUUAAUUUUUUUCUUUUGGAUUUUGUGUUAUAAUCUCUUGAAUAAAAGAAAAUUGGACAAUAAAAAGAGAGGUCCUUGGUGUUCUGAACAUAGUUGUUUUCUUGCAGACGUUUCAUUACCCAAAUUAGGUAACAUUAUCAGGGCUAGUUUGGGAAACGUUUGCAAGACCCCUCAUUUCAACCUGAGCUAUAAAUAUUCUUUAUUGGUACAAUAAAAAGACAUUUAAAAUUCCAGAUCAAAAUGUGUUUUCUGGGAUUCCACAGCAACUCGUUAAGUUGUUGAACAAUUAUACUAAUUAAUACACAGAUAACUUUAAAUGUAGUUUAUGUAUUUAUAAUUCAUUAUUGAAAAAGAUCUAUUUGAAAAAGCAUGGUAUUCCAAACACAGUUUUCCAGCCACAUUUAUAGUUCUUUGGAAAAAAAGCUUGACAAUGAUAUACUCUAUACUUGAUGGUAUUUUCUCUCCCCCCCGUUUAUUGAGGCAAUCGCAGCUAAUAUUAAAUCAAGCGAUUAAAACUAUUUCAGUGUGUCCAGCUUUCUAUUCAAUAAAAUUGAUUCAUUUAAAUUAAUUUGAUUCAAAUCAUGAAUAAAGUCUUCAAUUCCUUCUUUUCAUGCUUUGGCACCAGGAGAAUUUUUAAUUCUGUAAUUCCGUAUAUGUAUGCUCACAGAGGAGAGGAUUGACUUAUGGACUGGGUAGGACUGCACUGUUCCUCCAUGAAGAAAACCACCAGCUAUCUCCUAGUUAUCUUCCUAGACU